AUGAAAUUGAUUAUUAAUCUUAUUCAAUUAUUAUUACUACUCAACACUGCAAUACUCACUAGUAGUUUAUUCUUUACAAAGACAAAGAAAGAUAACAAGUAUCAUUUAAUUGCUGCCAAAUAUCAUCCUGAAAUGCCUAUGAACAUACGUAAAAUUUUAGAAGAAGUUGGUGAUAAUCCUGUAAUCAAAAUUCAACUUGGUCGGACACCAGUUGAAGCUAUUUUAAUUUUAUUUUUAAAUAUUGUUAGUUUAUGGAAAUUCAAUAAUAAACAACUUGAACUUGGCUAUGAUGAAAUCUAUCAUAAUUAUCUACUUAUUACUAUUCAGAAUGACAAAAGUCCUAAAGUAUUACAACAAAUUUUUGGAAGUGAAAAAAAUACUCUGGGUAGUAUUGUUUAUAAACUUGAAAAAGCUCAUCGUGUUCGUCUUCUAAAACCCGUCUUUCCUACUGAAUUUGUUGAUAUUUAUGAUAUUCCACUUACAUCAAAUAAAACAUUUACAUUAAAUCGAUUGAUAACUACAGCAUCAAAUAUAGAUAAACAUUUUUAUACAUAUGAUGCUGGUAAUAAUAAUAUGUGUCAAACAUUUGUAGAAAAUAUUGUUGAUCUUAAUGGUUUAACAUCAAAUAUAAUUGAUAAUUCAACACAAAUAGCUCUUAAACCACAAGAUGCAAAAGCACUUGUUGCUACACUUGGUAGUCGAAGUGAUAUUGUUAAAUAUAUUACAGAUUUAGGUGGUAAAAUAGAUAAAUUAGUAUUUGAUCAUAAAAUUAAAUGGAAAAAACCAAUAAAUAAAGAAUUUAUUUUAUUUGGUGAUAUGCAUAUUGAAACAGUAGAUGAAACUGUACAUAACAAUACAAAUGAAGUGCUAUUAAAGAGCAAUGCUGAUACUAUUGUGGAAAAUGUUGAUGAUGUAUUUAAUGCGGUUGUUGCACUCGAGGAAGAUGAUAAGAAAAAAAAACAGAAACAAUCAAUUAUUAUAGUUAUUGGUAUAGUAAUACUUAUCUUAAUGAUUAGUCUUGCUGCUAUGUUCACUUACUUUAUAUGGAAAAAAAGAAAAGAUCAACUAAUAAAAAAAGAAUCAGUCAAUAAUGCUAUUAUUGAAAGUAAAAGUGAUUCAAGUUUGAGUACAAAUAUGAAUACGAUUGCCAAUUAA
This is a messenger RNA of Adineta steineri, 1155 nucleotides long. NCBI's taxonomy places the organism in Eukaryota, Metazoa, Rotifera, Eurotatoria, Adinetida, Adinetidae. The record is from the annotation of a GenBank genome assembly.